This is a messenger RNA of Hymenoscyphus albidus, 1368 nucleotides long. NCBI's taxonomy places the organism in Eukaryota, Fungi, Ascomycota, Leotiomycetes, Helotiales, Helotiaceae. The record is from the annotation of a GenBank genome assembly.
AUGGAUUCCAAGAUGGAAGUCCCAGCUGCCUUGAAGAAAAGUGUUGAGGAUAGUAAGGCCGAGUAUGUGCAGCUUGGAAAGAGCGGAUUAAAGGUCUCGGUUCCGAUCUUUGGAACGAUGGGUUUGGGAACCUCGGAAUGGGCCGAUUGGGUGAUUAAUGAGGAAGAGGUAAGAGUUUUUCUCUUUCAUUAUUUCCUUUCCUCCAUCUUAUUUCUCUUCCAUCUCCCCUCUCAACCCACGUGUAUUCAAUCUAACAAUGCAUAGUCACUCCCACUCCUCAAGGCAGCCUACGAUCGCGGAAUCAACACGUGGGAUACCGCGAAUGUGUACUCGAACGGUGUCUCGGAGGAGAUUGUCGGCAAGGCGAUUAAGAAAUACAAUAUCCCGCGACACAAGAUUCAGGUUUUGACCAAGUGUUGGGGUACGGUGGCCGAGGAGAAGGAUCUGCGGACUUUUUUCUUUCAGAAGGAGAUUAAGAGUAGUAAGGAUUAUGUUAAUAACAUAGGUAUGUAUCUUGUUCUCUUUUUGCUCUUGGGUGGUUUGGAUUGGUGGUCGCUCGUCUGCGUGGGAAUUUCUACACAACAACACUCUGAGAGAAAUGAAAAUUGCAAAUGCAGAAUACUAACACCUUCAAGGCCUCGGAAGAACGGCCAUCUUCAAUGCCGUAGAUGCAUCCCUCGCCCGCAUGGGACUCGAUUACAUCGACCUCCUCCAAAUCCACCGUUUCGACGCCACCGUCCCCAUCGAGGAGACCAUGGAAGCUCUCCACGAUCUCGUGAAGAGCGGCAAGGUUCGCUACAUCGGUGCCUCGUCGAUGUGGACUUAUCAAUUCGCCCAGAUGCAGUUCUGCGCUGAGAAACAUGGCUGGACCAAGUUUGUCAGCAUGCAGAACCAGUAUUCCCUUCUUUAUCGAGAGGACGAGAGGGAGAUGAAUAAGUUCUGUCGGGAGACUGGUGUGGGACUUAUUCCUGUACGUUUUCUCUACCACCUCCCCUUUCUGUAAAACCUCCAUGUAUUCCUGUACUAACCUGUGUAUAGUGGGCACCCCUCUUCCGAGGCCAUCUCGCACGCCCUCUCUCGGUCCUCGGCAAGACCACACGUUCCCAACCCGAAGCCGAGCUGGGUCUCUCCGACGCCGACAACCAGACCAUCGCGCGCGUCGAGGAACUCGCCAAUAAGAAGGGCUGGAAGAUGACGCAUGUCAGUCUGGCGUGGAUCAAGACGCGGGUUUCCAGCCCGAUUAUUGGGUUCAGUAGUGUGGCGAGGAUUGAUGAGGCGUUGGGGAUGAGGGGCAAGACGCUGACGGAGGAGGAGCAGAAGUAUUUGGAGGAGUUGUAUGUUCCUAAGGUUAUUAAUGGGUAUGCUUAG